Drosophila ananassae is the source of this 2752-nucleotide messenger RNA. Its product is annotated as endothelin-converting enzyme-like 1. The record is from RefSeq and is a predicted model, not a curated record. Gene Ontology annotation, biological process: protein processing. Bases 357 to 2573 code for a protein of 738 amino acids. The transcript has a single exon. Gene Ontology annotation, cellular component: plasma membrane. NCBI's taxonomy places the organism in Eukaryota, Metazoa, Arthropoda, Insecta, Diptera, Drosophilidae. Gene Ontology annotation, molecular function: metalloendopeptidase activity.
UUGUUUUUUAAUAGUUUUGUUCCGUAAGUCAUGGUAUAGAAUCGGAAAUGAAUGUAAAACCUCCCUGGAAAGGUUAAGAACCUUUUCUGAUAGGGGAAUUACAACAUUCGAGGAUUGAUUGAAGGAAAGCCUCGUCGCCAAGCAAUUUUUUUCUGUUUUUCUGUUAUUGUCAAUGCCAAGUUGUUGGCCCGCGAGGCCAAGUUUGUUUACUUCUCUCUUUUGCGGGUGCGAUAACCCACAGGGACUGGCGCGAACUUGACCCAGUUCUCCCAGGUUCAAGCCCAGCUCAGAGCAGCCUCCGAUCCGCCGCUUAUCGUUCGCCAAAUGGCACGUUCAGUCUACACUUCACCGCCAAGAUGAGAGCUAGCACAGGCGCUUGGGUGGCUUUGCUUCCGCUGGUGCUUGGUUUAGCCGUCCACCUCUCCGGAGUGCUCGGUGUCCAGCACAACAUCCCGAAUCGCACCCAAAUGAGUGCUGCCGUGACGGAGUCUCGCGAGGAGCAGAACUCGCGACGCCUAAUUGCCUCGAACAUUCGCAAAUACAUGAAUCUAAGUGCCGAUCCCUGCACGGAUUUCUUCGAGUACGCCUGCGGUCGGUGGGGCAGCUACCACAGACAGGAGAUGCGUUCCGGAGAACUGUUGACCGCCCAGCAGAUGAUGGAGCGCAGGAUCGUGGAUCAGCUGCAACAGCUCAUCGCCCAGCCAUUUCCACCUCACCACCACCCCAACAGACACAACAAGCCGAAUGUGGGCAACGUCCGGAAAGUGAGAGCCUUCUACGACUCCUGCGUGUCCGAUGUCAAGGAUCAGGAGAGACGUCAGUUCCUGAUGAAUGUCCUCAAGGACAACGGAGGUCUGCGGACAAUACCCAACUCCAACUGGCAGGCGAACCGUCAGUUCGUGCAAACCCUCGCCGAGCUGAGGAGAAACUAUGGAUUUGACAUUCUCCUGGGCAUGGAAGUCGACUUCAACCUGGAGCAGAUGAAGGGCAAUAGUAUUUACUUUGGCGAUCCCAAGCUGACCAUCAUUCCAGAGGAGUAUUGCAACUCCCUGGUAACGAGAAGUGCGCGGGUGAACGAUUCGAUCUAUGAGGAUGUGCAGCGGCAGGUGGAACGCAAUAUCAUCGAUUGGUUCAACAUGGAUCAGGGGGAAGCCUCCAGAUUUGCCGGCGACAUUGUGAGCUUCGAGUUCGAGCUGUGCAAGAGGAUUCGGGAGCAGCAGAUUCAAAAACCGGAGGAGGAACCGCCAAUGGUUCCUCCCAUGUAUGAGGUGCGCUCCCGCACGGGGCAGGACAGAUUACAUCGUCACAGGAGCGGAAUGAGUCUGGUGGAGCUCACCAACGAAAUGGGUAUGCAGUUCGAUUUCAAACUAUACGUCGAGCUGCUCCUGGAGAUGCCCUACACAAAUGGAGUCUACCUAAGGUCCCCGGAAUACGUGAAGCAUAUGGUUAAAACAAUCAAGAGCCACAGCCGUCUCACAGUCUCGGGAUACAUUAUGUACGUAGCUCUCAACGAACUUAACCAGAAGCCCGAGAGGGAUCCUGUGCGCCGUGCCCGUCAGUGUGUCCAAACCAUUGAGCGCCUCUUUCCCCAGUACAUGGGCGAGUUGUUCCAGUUGCAGGUGCAGCGGGAUAACAUCAAGCACGAUCUGGACGAAAUCUUCAAGAACGUGAUUAAGGCCCUGGAGGAGCAGUUGCAUGUGGAAUGGCUGGCCGACAACGACAGGAGAGCGGCCAGAACGAAACUGUCACAGUACCGCGUUCUGCUUCCCGACUACCAGAGUCUGGACCUCUCCAGGCUGGAGUUCCAGAAGAACGACCACUACUGGCGCCGCUUCGAGACGGUUCUGCGCUUUCGAUCCCGCCAGCAGUUCGAGAGUCUGCAGGGCAACGAUUUCGGAAGGGAAAUGGAGGGGAUGGUGGAUGGCUUCGAGGUGCGAGCCGCUCUGGCUCCUCGCCUGCAGUCUGUUGUGGUGGGCUGGGGUCUCCUGCAGUCACCGUACUACAGUUACUACUACCCCAAAGCCAUGAAGUACGCUCUGGUGGGCCAACGACUGGCCAGUGCUUUGGUCCAGGCCUUCGACGAUGAAGGAUGGAAUCGCCAGCCGCAGGCCACUUCCCAGUGGAGUGAGUUGACCAUGUCGGGCUACAGCAACGUCACUGAAUGCCACAGGGCGCAGUACAGCAGUUAUCUGUUCAACGAACCCUCGGAAUUCCGCAACAUCACCAGACUGAGGGAGGUCUUGGCCAACGGCAGUGGCCUGAACGUGGCCUUCAACGCCUACUUGGCCUGGUUGGAGCAGCAGGAUCACAGACUACACUGGAUGAUGUCCAAGGAAACGCUACCCGAUCUAAACUUCACCAACACCCAGCUGUUCUUCAUCUACUUUGCCCAAGCGCAGUGCUGGGCGAAGGACACUGCGGAAGCUGUCCCCGAAUCCAUGCCGCUGAUGCAGCACACGCCCGAGCGAUGGGACGUCAAUGGGCCGCUGAGCAACUCGGAGGAGUUUGGCCGAGAAUUCGGUUGCGCCUUGGGCACUCCCAUGAACAGCGGAGACAAGUGUUUUCUUUAUUGAUGCUGAUGCCGAUGGUGACGCGGCGGAAACAAAAUACUUGUAAACUAAGUCAAGGGGAGCUCUGUUAAUUGAAGUGGAUGCCAGUAGCUUUAAAACCCCCAAGAGAAGAUUUUUCCCAUAUUAAACUACAAUAAACUAAGCUAACAAAAAUCGUUUUAAAUAAACUAACAAUAAUGAGA